CUCCUCAGCAAAGCAAGAUGGCGGCCGUCGUGGAGAGGGCUGAUGGAUGCGUCGGGUCCACGGACUCGGACGCGGCGUCACCGCGACAGUCGAGCCCUCCGCCGGACCAGCCGCACCAGAACAACCCGCUGCUGGGUCUCCCCAUCGUGGCCAUCGAGGCCAUCCUCUACUUCAUGUCCUACGACGAGAUCAGCCUGCUGCGCUCGGUGUGUAAGCGCAUGGACAUGAUCUGCCAGCGUGUCCUGAAUCAGGGCUUCCUGAAGGUGGAGCGUUACCACAGUCUGUGUCAGAGGCAGGUGAAAGCCCAGCUGCCCAGGCGGGAGUCGGAGAGGAGGAACCAUUCACUGGCUCGUCAUGCUGAUAUCCUGGCCGCUGUGGAAACGCGCCUCUCUCUGCUCAAUAUGACCUUCAUGAAAUAUGUUGACUCCAACCUCUGCUGCUUCAUCCCCGGAAAGGUGAUAGAUGAGAUUUACCGCGUGCUGCGCUAUGUGAACUCCACUCGAGCGCCCCAGCGAGCUCACGAGGUUCUGCAGGAGCUGAGGGACAUCUCCUCCAUGGCCAUGGAGUACUUCGAUGAGAAGAUUGUCCCCAUCCUGAAGAAGAAGCUGCCGGGGGCCGACCUGUCCGGCCGUCUCAUCGGGUCCACACCAGUGGCAGGUCCAUCCACCUCCCUGACCACCAUGUCCCUGCUGGCCAAGAACACGCCGUCGCGCUCCGAGAUGACCAAGGUGCAGCAGCAGGUGAAGGUGAACGGGGCCUCGAUGACGGUUCUGCGGCGGGAGAUGCAGGAGAUCCGCGUCAAGCAGCUGGAGCAGCAGAAGCAGCUGCAGGACCAGGAGCAGAAGCUGCUGGAACAGACGCAGGUGAUCGGUGAGCAGAAUGCCCGCCUUGCGGAGCUGGAGCACAAGCUCCGCGAACUGAUGGACAGUAGCGCCGCCGCAAUGGGAGGAGCCAGGCCCAGCACGGCGGUCCCCUCCACGUCUAGCGGCGUGUCUUCCACUGUUGCCAGCACCUCUGGUACUGUGUUGGCAAGCGGCAGCGCGGCUGCGGCCUCGAUACCCGCCGAGUCCGAGGGCCAGGGAGGGUCAACGCUCAAACGCACCAGAAAGAGCCAGGACCUCCCACGACAGUCCAAACGGCUGCGCAGCAAGAAAUGAGAGACUCAAGUGUGUCAUUUAGUUAAGUUUUGUUUUUUGGUUGGGGUCUGACUGAUCACACCUUAUCCCCCCCGCGUCACCAACACUCAUUUUCUGUACCGUCUUUCAGAUGAGUCACAAUUAGGAAUAUCUCUGUAUGCUUUACCAGUAUUCUCUCUUCUUUUUGUUGUGGUGUUGGAUUUGACGAUAGUGUUAAAUGGAAUCGCUGCUUGUCCACAAGCUACAAAACACUGAACCCCACAGCGUCGUCACGACUUUGCACAAACGUUGACAGGGUCAACAUUUGACCUUCUCUUACUUUUACUAUCUUUUGUUAUGCUAUAUUUUUUCUGUAAUCAACAAAUACCAUGAAAAACACCCAAAGCAACAAUGUUGUUGCCGCGUUCCUGAACACUUUCCGAUGCCCACACACUGAGCUCCGAGCACAUGAGUUCCUUCUGAAGAGGUCAAUCUUUUGAAAACACCUCACAAAUGUAUAGUUACAUUUUGUUUAAAGUCUCUUUAACCUCCUAGAACAGCUGCUCGCUGGAGGAAAUGGCACAUUUGAGCUCAAUGGCACAAAGGAGUAAGAUGUAUCAGGCUUUGGACGAUUGUUGGUUUGGGUCGUUGACAUGGGAUUUGUCGACAAGGAGAAAAAUAUAGUACAUCUCCAAACACACAAGACUUUUUUUAUUCGCAGCUAAAUCAGCGGAUAGGUAGGCAAGUCUGCCUACUGUAGCUAAGAGUGUCCAUUAAGAUGACGGCACAGUUUUUUUUUUUAGUGUGGAGGCUUUUCCAAGAGGUUUAUGUUCUGGUGUCACAGAACAGAAGUUGUUUAACAGGAGUGACAUUGUUUCACGUGAUUAAUCUGUAAUACAACUUCAAAAUGAUGGAACCAAAUUGAAGUGACGUGUCAUUGGUGAUCAGUGUUCUUCCCUUCCACUUUCACACGACGAGGUCGGCAUCCUUAAAUAUUGAUAUCAUUCACACUCGCUUCUUCCUUACUUGGCUAUGUGCAAUAAUGAUCUUGUGAAAAAGUAAUGAGUAAUUUAUAUUCCUCUCUAGUCGCUCGGUUGUUCUUUUCGAAAAUUGCUGCCCAAACUUUUUCCAGUUAAAUCUGAUCAGUUUGUGAAUCAUCUUAAAGGAAGGAUGGGGUCCCUGAAGAAAGAAACGGGCCGUGUUCUCUGGCCGAACACGGGAGGUAGAUAUUAUUUAUAAAGGGAUGGAAAAAAGAAUUUCUUUACAUGUUUUUACAGCGAGAGCAGACCCUUUAUAGCUCCGUUGUGCCUGAAAGCACCUGAUGUUAAAAUGCUUCACUUUAACAUCAGAAGUCACUGUAUGUGGACUGCAGUCCAUUGGCAACACAACGUUUGGCAUCUGUCCUUUAAAGGAUCAUACCAGUGUUUUUUUUUUUUUACAUAAUUCAUCCCAUGUACUACAAUCAUUGUAAAACUCAAUACAGCUUUAACAUGAUUUCCAAAGUACAUUGAGUGUUAUUGUUUUUUUCAAUGUGUUCUUUCUACUUUCCAUUGAUUUCUAUUCGUUUCACUUUAAAAACUUGCACAUCAUGACACAAAACCAACAACUUUUUCUUGAAACAAGCUCAAAUUUCUUUGUGUCAAAAUCGACCACAAUCAAGCUUCAUUUUAUACCAACAAUUCUUGAAAUGAAACAAUAAUAAUACAUUAGCUCAAGGUUCACUAGCUUGUCCUAGAGCUUUCAACCAUACCCCACUGUCUUAAUGAUCAGAAAUUGCAGUUUGACGAUUGUGAGCCAAUUCUAACGAUUUGUCAAAUUGUAAAUAGUUUGAUUGUUAUUCCCUUCAGGUCCCUUGCCAGUGUUUGUCAUGACAUGCCACCUCAACAACCUCUUCUGCGGAAGAAGACCCUAAAAUCUUGAAAGCUCUAGAAAAAGCUCCAGGGGAAAAAAGCUAGUAAAUGGACCUUGACUUAUAUUUCCAAUUUCACAAAAUAAUUGUAACUCCUGCUCUAGAGUUUGAGCUAGAGUUUGGUCUAUUUUUUAAGGUCAACACAAUUGGAUGUUGGAUGUUUGGGAGUUUCUGGAGUCGGAUCCAACAGAUACCUGCUGGACUCAUUUAGUAUUUCUGUUUGAUAAUCAUUUUUAGUAAAUCAGUGGAAAUGCAGAAAAACACUUGUAUGGUCCUUGGGUCAAAGUAGAAAUUGUGUGCCUUUCUUUUUUCUUUUUCUUUUUUAAAGAAUGCUAUGUAUGUUGACAUUUUAAAAUUUUCAUUACACACUUUCACGCUUCCUCUCUAGUGCCAUGCAGACCGUUUUGGUUCAUCUUGUCCAUGUUCAGUGACAUCUGCCUCAGACAUCUGUCUCCACUCCAGAAUAAGGGAAGUAAUUGACAUCGAGCCUACAAGCAUGGAUGGAUGCCACCAGUGGGGAAAAUACAUUUAGAGGUCCAGUGUGUAGGAUUCAGGACGUUCGAUUGACAGAAAUGCCUUUUGUGUCUACUUAAGGAUUCUGUACCACCAUGUUCCUACAGUAGCCCAGAGGGGACAAACCAACCAAUAGCCCUUGACAGGGCCUUUCCUGUUUAAAUAGCUGCUUUCAGACGGGCACUGAACUUUUCCAGAGGGGCUGUAUGUGACAACGCAAAUGUCGACAUAUGUUGUUUGGGACAUUUCUGUAACUUUUCCUGCCCGGCCCCCUAGUAACAUCUCUGGAAAAUAUGUGAACAGCAAACUCCAGAAAAUGUCCUGACGCAAAUUUCUGGACAUUUUCUGGAGUUCAUGUCUGAAAACGGCUACAUGGUGUUUUUGACAUUUUCACAGAUUUCCCCGGGGAAUAAUUCAUGGAUCUUGUUGAAAAACCUCAGGCAUGUUAAGGGGAUCUAUAUUUAAUGGCACUGUUGAUGGCAGAGGAAUGUUAUCGUUAAUAAGUUAUAUAUAUAUAUAUAUAUAUUUGGCGUUUUUCAUACCUGUAAGAGUAAGUUCAAACAUUUUAAUAUCCUUGUUGUUUUGUCAGUUCAUGUCUGAAAACAGUUCAUAUUACCCGAAGGUGACCAUAGGUAGUCCUACACACUUGGAAGAGGAGGGGUACUCACUCAGCUGCAAUAUGAUAAUUCACCACUAGAUGCCACUAAAUCUUACACACUGACCCUUUAAGUGCUAUAUAAUUUUUUUAAAUUAUCUUGUAACACAUACCUAUAAACUGAAGGUAGAAAUCAUCCUGUUGUGAUCAGUGUAAAUGAACUUGUGACUGGUUUGCAGUGACAGUAGCGGGUCGCUUGUGCUCUGCAGAACGGCUCAAGAGUACCACGACUUUCCGCAGUUGUUGUUUUUUUAAAAAAAGAGGAAAAGGAAGAGAGAAAAAAAGGCAUUGUUCUCAGCUUCCCUGUGCAGUGACACUCCUGCCCUUUCCUGUACAAACCAGUCUCUUGCCUUGUGAGGCUAGAUUAGCUGUGAGCCCAUAUUGUGGCAGCACUUUUGUUUUCUUUGUUUGAAGCUUCUCUGUUGUUUGGAUGACCUGAACCACUCAUGGCAUCACCCUUUUUUUUUUUUGGGGGGGGGGGAAACCUUGGCAAUGCAGUUCACAUCUUGGUGAACACUGGGGGUGUAUUAUAACGACACUCGGCAGCGAGACACGAGAAGGUGUAAAUCUAGUGGCUUAAUUUGAGACUACGUCUCAGUUGAGGAAAUUGUACUGUACUCUUCAUGUACUUUAAAGUGUAGAUUGUGAAAUAUUUCAUGUGUGUAUACCGAGAAAAUGAUCUUUUGAGUAAGCUGGCCAACUUGGUUGCCAACGGUUUUGUUGCACACCUUACUGUUGCAAAUGUCCAAAUCAAACCUAUUAAAACUCAGCUUAUCCACUUA
This is a messenger RNA of Scophthalmus maximus (turbot), 4974 nucleotides long. RefSeq names its product F-box protein 28 (gene fbxo28). The transcript has 5 exons. Lineage: Eukaryota; Metazoa; Chordata; Actinopteri; Pleuronectiformes; Scophthalmidae. Gene Ontology annotation, biological process: protein polyubiquitination. Gene Ontology annotation, molecular function: protein binding. The coding region runs from base 18 to 1157 and encodes 379 amino acids. The record is from RefSeq and is a predicted model, not a curated record.